GUGUCGGAGUACCAGCUUCACUGAGAAGGAUUUGAAAGAGGCCAAAGCCCAGAGUCAGCGAAUUGCUGCUCAGCUGACCACUCCUCCCAGCUCCAACUCCCGAGGGGUCCUGCUCUUCCACAGGCGCCGGCAGAGAGUGAACGAGUUCACUUUUGAGAGCUUUGGGAAACAGGGACAGAAACCCAGCCCUGGGCACAGUCCUCAAACUCUCCCUGUUGAGACGCCAAACCAUGUUCCAGGGCUCUGCCUGAAUCACACUCCCCAAGGCUCUUGUCCAAGCCUCUCUUCAUCCCUUGGUAUCCAGGCCCCGGAGGUAGGGAAACCCUGCUGCAGUAUGGAAGGGCCUGGGGAGAACGCAGAUGUCCUGACCAAGAGAUCCCUGGAGAAUGCAGCCGGUGAAGAAGAGGAGAUUCCUUUGGUGGUUUACCUAAAGGAAAAUGCGGCCUUGCUCACAGCCAAUGGCCUUCACCUAUCUCAAAGCAAGGAAGCUCAGAAGGGUCCUUCACUGGCCGACGCAAAUGCUCUCACUAUGGAUGUUAAUCAGAAUCCUUCCCUGACUGAGACUACACCUGCCACGUUAGUGAGUGAUGUCAACCAGAACCCACCAGUGAUGGACAUUGGUCAGAACACAUCUGUCUCCGGCACCGAACAGAAUGUAUCUGAACACCAGGUACAGCAGGACACCCCCGUGGCUGACUUUAAACCCAGCACUGUGCUUGGAGAUGAGAAGACCCAUUUCCCAAGCCCAGACAAGAGUUCUAGUGCACUGAUUACCGAGGUGAAGCCAAGCACAUUACCUACAAAUGGGAAGGCCAGUCCCUAUUCUGGGGAGCUUAUCUCCAGUUCUACCAUGAAUGCCACGGUCUCUGACGUCAAGUCUAGCGUCUUGGUCAUUGACGUCAAGCCUAGUGCCCAAGCAGUGGGGCUAGAGGUGUCUGGGCCAGCUAUCAGCCCUCCAUCCCCCAAACAGCAUAGUGAAGUCCACCUCACCCUGGCCAAACCUCAGUCGGUGGUGAACAGGACGGCCAGGCCAUUUGGAGUUCAGUCUCAAGGGAUCAACAGCCAGUUAGAACGGAGUCCGAUGUUGGAGAGACGCCCCAUGGGAGAGAUGAGCCCCAGGGCACAGGCCCACCCAAUAGGGGAUCGAAGUCCUCAGGUUCAGAGGCAUACUGUAAUGAUGAGAAGCCCUAUGGUGGAGAGGAGGCCUUUGAGAGAGAGCAGUCCUACCGUGGAGAGAGGCCCUCUGGUAGAGAGACCAGUGAUGGUUCAGAGAAGUCCUGCUCUGGAAAAACGCCCAUUGGGAAAUUUCACUCCACCCCCCACCUAUGCUGAGACCUUGUCUACGACACCUCUGGUCUCUAGGGGCAGGUCUCCGCCUUCGUAUUCUGUUCUCUACCCCAGCGCUGAACACAAGCAAGCACUUCCCAAGGGGCCUGGCUACGGGGAGGGUAGAUCAACAUCUGCGGCCAAGACUGGAAUCUUGGAGGAGUCGAUGGCCCGCCGAAGCAAUAGGAAGUCCAUGUUCACCUUUGUGGAGAAGCCCAAAGUGACCCCUAACCCCGAUCUCUUGGAUCUGGUGCAGACAGCUGAUGAGAAACGGAAGCAGAGAGACCAGGGGGAGCUGGGGCCGGAGGAGGAGCCAUUUGCUCUUGGGGCUGAAGCAUCCAACUUUCAGAACGAGCCACCUCCCAGGGACUGGUCUAGCCCCACCUCUGAGGAGACCCUCCCAGAAUGGUCAUCGUGUCUGAAGUCACCCAGCAUCCGGGCCAAGCCUGAGCCCAAACCAAACCAGAACCUCACAGAGGCCACUGGCAAGGGAGCUGAGCUGUAUGCCCGCCGUCAAUCCCGAAUGGAGAAAUAUGUAAUUGAGUCACCGGGCCAUACCGAGUUAGCCCGCUGCCCGUCUCCCACUAUGUCCCUGCCCCCUUCCUGGAAAUAUUCCAACGCUCCAGGGUUCCCAGGGGGCUUCCGGGUGGCAAGCCGGAGUCCAGCCCGAACACCACCUGCAUCUCUUUACCACGGCUACCUGCCCGAGAACAGGACUCCACGCAGGGAGGCGGAGCCUACCAAACAACAGCCUUACCAGAUCCAGUCCUCACUCUUUGUUCUCACUCCCUCCAAGGAGCCAACCAAGGUCCCAGCGAGAGCAGCCUCACCUGCCAAGCCAGUAUCUCUUGAUUUGGAACCUGUGGGGAGGUUGGCCCCCUGCCCGCCUAGCUCCGUCCUUCCCCCUUCUCCUGCCCUGCCUCGGCCAGCACGCUCUUCCCCUGGCCUGUGUCCCUCACCAGUGGGCCCAGGAGGGCUUGUCCAAAAUGUUACCCAGAUGAGUGGCAGCAGCCCCACCUUCGGUGGUGAAGUCUCCCCGGUGUCUCCUUCCCGGGCAUGGUCUCCACGAGCCAAGGGCCAAGCUCCUCGACCUUCAUUCUCUACCCGGAAUGCAGGGAUCGAGCCCCAGGAAAGACGGGAAUGUGACCCCACCUCCCCUCCUGAGACCCCCAGCUCACCGAGGCCAGCCAGCAGCCUGGACGGCUGGGUGGGCCGCGGCCCUUCAGAGUUCUGCCCGACGGUCACCACAAGCAGUCCCCCUCCCCCUCCCCCCAUGUCCCCCUCCUGGAGCGAGCGCUCUCUGUCCCCGAUGCAGGCUGAGCCCAAAGGCAACAGCCGCCAGAUGCAGGCCCUGGUCGCCAGGAACAUCAUCAAUGCCGCCCGCCGAAAGAGCUCCUCCUCCCCCAAAUCUCCCGGGGCAGAAUUGCUGAGGCCUUUCUCGGCCAGCCCCAGAGGGCUGGGCAGCCCGUGUCCUCCCCUGAAGAGCCCCCUGGGAGACGGCCAUCGCCUCUCCUCCCUGCCCGGUGGCGCCUUCUCCCCCAUCUUGAAGAGCCCCCUGACCUCGUCCCAAGCACCCUUCGGGGACAGCCCCCGGCCCUUCCUGUCGGCCAGCGGCUCUUGCCCUGGCCCCAGGAGCCCGGGCACCGGCCAGCCCUUGACCUUCAGGAGCCCCGUGCCCUCACCUAGUCCCCAGGCUCGUUCCCCUGCCAAGCCCUACACCAGUCGCUCACCCACAGACUCCGACGUAUCCCUCGACUCUGAGGACUCGGGGGUCAGGUCCCCCGGUAUCCGUGGCUACAACAUCUGCCCCCGGGGCUGGAAUGGGGGCAGCCUGCGGCUCAAGAGAGGCAGCCUCCCCUCGGAGACCUCCUGUACAUCCUAAGAUCCACCUAGGCUGGGGGUGGAGAGAGGAAGAAAUGCCUGGGGGUGGGGUGGGGGGCUUCAGGGUAGAGGGCCUGGGUGGGGGAUUUCAGCCCAUAGACAUAAUUGCACCUUCUGACACCUUCCCAGGAAGGGGCUGACUUCAGCUCUGGACAGCUCACGUGGGAGCAGCCUCCACUUCCCCAGUUUCCCCUUUGGAGAGGGGAGCCCUGACUCAGCACCCGUUACUCUCAAUGUUGGAGAAUCAAAAUUUUCCAUUUCUUUUCCACCACUUCUGCCCCCUAGUGGAGCAGUCAGUGCCCAGCCAGGCCCCUCCAAAGCCAGGGCCAGGCUCUUGGGGGCUGAGGAUGGAGAUUCCGUGCCCUUGCCCCAUCACCCUGCUUUCUUUCUGGCCUCAGGAACCAUGGAGGUGUGAGGAGUGGGGACAACCUGGGACAAGGAAGAGCCAAGUGUGAAGUGGGCCUGCCCCUCACAGGGGAGGCUGUAUCUCUGCCAGCCUUGACACUGACUCCAGUUGGCCUGGCAGGGUAACGUUUGGCCAGUGUCGGUGUUUGCCAUCCCCUCUGUGACCCCAUCUUCUAUUUUUACCACGGUGACCUUUAAGGCGGCUUAGCUCCUGGAGCCGGGGCAGACAAGUGAGGGUACAUUGGGAGGGGGAAUCAGGAAGAAGGAAAUUCCCAAACUGAGGGGAUUGGUGGUCCUGCUCUGGGCACUGUUUGGUGGGUUCGCCUUCCCCCUGCUUACCCAUUCCAGAUGUUGUAUGGUUCUCCAGCAUGAGACACACUCAGCAUGAGCAAAUCAUUUUAAAACUUCCCCUCCCAACACUGCAGUUUAUACCAAAAGUAUGAGAGUUGAAGAUACUUGGAUAAAACUGGGGAAUGUUCCCCGGGGGUGGGAGGGGAUGUCUCCAAACCCUCCCUCCACUGCCUGAAUACCCAUCAUCCCAUCCUGGGAAAAAGAAGAAGGUCUUAACUGGGCAAAGGGUCUCCUUGGGUGGGGGGGGCAAAGAGGGGUGAAGGGACAGAUUGGGCUUUGGCAUUAGAUCAGGGUGUACUGGCAGUACUGUGGGCAGGGGACUGGGAAUGAGUAGGAGUGCCCUUCCCUUCUACUUUGGGUCUUCUUUCCCUCAGGUAUCAUUCUACCCUCUUUGAGCUCCUCUCUCCUGCCCUUGGUGGGGACUCUCCUCCCCUGAGGUGGAAUCUGCCUCCGAUUUCUUCUCUCUGGGGAGAUGCAUUCACUCUGAGAUUGCCUGUCUGGGGAUCUGGCCCCAAUCACCUCAGCCAUGUUUCACUUCCACCCCAAGUGGGCCAAAUGCCCCUCAAGUCCAGAGCCCUGUGCCAGCAGUGUGGCCCUGAGCCCUAGAAGGGUAGGCAGCAGUUGGUUUGAAAACCCAGGCCCAUGGCCCCUCCUGGGGGCACAGACUGGCUACUGCAGGGUUUUCCCAGUCUGUGGUGGUGGUGUGUCAGUGAUGGAGGCCCCACAUGGGUGGGGCCUGCUCAGGAAGGAGGUCUGAGGGGCAGAAGUUUGUGAAAAGCAAGACUCAUGAAGAUGUGGGUGCACCACAGGACAUCUUGCCUGGAGGCUACCCAAAAGCCUCCAGAGGAGGCAGGAAUGAGGAGGCUCUGGAAAGCCCCAGGCAUGUUAGGGCACUGUAGCCAGGACACCUCAGAGGGGACAGGUAAUGGGAGGCAGGGAGAGGCACUGAGGAUAUAUUGAAGCAAGGACUGAUGCUGGAUAGCCACAUUUGCACCCAGUGCACACACUCCCUGGGCCUGUUUUUUGGGAUGAGGUAAUUGAGAAACCUCCUCCUUCCCCAAGACUCUGAAGAGGGAUGGAUUACCUGGGUCUGGUCUGGGCUGAGGCCAAGGUCCUCCAAGGAGGUGGGAAUAUGGCUCUUUUCUCUGGUUCUCUCCAAUCUCCUGUCUUCUCAAUGGUGACUCUCCUUCCCUGUCCCAUGCCUCUGCCCCCUUACCCAUUUUAAGGCCGCCCAGCCCUGAGCCUGUCACAUCUUAUCCUCAUCCUUUCAAUAAAUACCUGCAUUACCCCA
Dromiciops gliroides (monito del monte) is the source of this 5254-nucleotide messenger RNA. RefSeq names its product synaptopodin (gene SYNPO). Bases 335 to 3208 code for a protein of 957 amino acids. Gene Ontology annotation, molecular function: actin binding. The record is from RefSeq and is a predicted model, not a curated record. Gene Ontology annotation, cellular component: Z disc; actin cytoskeleton; spine apparatus. Gene Ontology annotation, biological process: spine apparatus assembly; positive regulation of actin filament bundle assembly; modification of dendritic spine. Lineage: Eukaryota; Metazoa; Chordata; Mammalia; Microbiotheria; Microbiotheriidae. The transcript has 2 exons.